AUGAUCGGCAAAUGUCUCAGUAAAGUCUCUACAGUUGGACAAAUUGUGUCUAAUAGAGGAUUUUCUUCCGAGAUUCGCAGAGUCACUCUUAUUCCUGGGGAUGGAAUCGGUCCUGAAAUUUCCAAAGCUGUACAAGAGAUUUUCGAGGCUGCCAAAACUCCUAUCGAAUGGGAUCCAGUCGAUGUGACUCCAGUCAAGGGACGUGAUGGUGUUUUCCGUAUUCCUAGCCGUUGUAUCGAGUUGAUGCACCAAAACAAAGUAGGAUUGAAAGGACCUCUUGAAACUCCAAUCGGAAAGGGACACAGAUCACUCAACUUGGCAGUUAGAAAAGAAUUCAACCUGUACGCUAACGUACGUCCAUGCAGAUCUCUUGAAGGACACAAAACUCUCUAUGACAAUGUAGAUGUUGUUACUAUCAGAGAGAACACCGAAGGAGAAUACUCUGGUAUCGAGCACGAGGUUUCCCCAGGAAUUGUUCAAUCUAUCAAAUUGAUCACUGAGCAAGCUUCCCGCAGAGUAGCCAAGUAUGCCUUUGACUAUGCUCGUUCCAAUGGACGUCAGGUUGUCACUGCUGUACACAAAGCUAACAUCAUGAGAAUGUCUGAUGGACUUUUCUUGAAUAUGUGCCGCGAACAAGCAGCUCUCUAUCCCGAUAUCAAGUUCAAGGAGGCUUACCUCGACACAGUUUGCUUGAAUAUGGUUCAAGAUCCUGGACAGUAUGAUGUUCUUGUCAUGCCUAACCUUUACGGAGAUAUCUUAUCCGAUUUAUGCGCUGGUCUUGUCGGAGGUCUUGGAGUCACCCCCUCUGGAAACAUUGGAGAAGACGCCGCUGUAUUCGAAUCUGUUCACGGUACCGCCCCUGAUAUCGCCGGACAAGAUAAGGCUAACCCAACCGCCCUCCUCUUGUCUGCUGUAAUGAUGUUGCGUUACAUGAAUCUUAACCCUUAUGCUGACAAGAUUGAGAAGGCAGUUUUCACUGCCAUCGCUGAUGGAACAGCCAAGACCGGAGAUUUGGGAGGUUCUGGAACUUGUUCCUCAUUUACUGCCGAUGUUUGUGCUCGUAUCCGCAAUAUGGAUUAA
Auanema sp. JU1783 is the source of this 1080-nucleotide messenger RNA. NCBI's taxonomy places the organism in Eukaryota, Metazoa, Nematoda, Chromadorea, Rhabditida, Rhabditidae. The record is from the annotation of a GenBank genome assembly.